Caenorhabditis auriculariae is the source of this 2332-nucleotide messenger RNA. NCBI's taxonomy places the organism in Eukaryota, Metazoa, Nematoda, Chromadorea, Rhabditida, Rhabditidae. The record is from the annotation of a GenBank genome assembly.
AUGAUCACUACGCGACCAGCGAACGUCCGAAACAAACAUCAGCGUGUUUUGAGAACUCUUGGACAGUCUGCGAAGGUUAGAAAGGUGCAAGAGAAGGCUAUCGAGAAGGAGGGCGUAGAGAACGGCGUCUGAGAUGACGCGGUGAUCCCUUAAAGGCGUUUUUGAACCGAUGGCUAUUUCUCCUUGCAAGAAACGUCAACAUGUUUUUACUAUGGUCUCCUAUAAAAGGAUAUCGCCAGGAAAGUUCAAUCAGUUCUCUCACCUUUUCUCAUUUGAUCGUCUUCUUUUCUACCGAUCAGAUUAUGAAAAAUACAAAUCCAUGUUUUCAGAUGAAGGCGAUCUGUCUUCUCCUUCUCGUUGUCCUCGUCCAUGAGUCUUACCAGCAACGUAAGAAAAGAAAAUUGAAAUCUUUUCUAAAAUAUCAUUUUCAGUCAAUCGACAGCUAGUACUACAACGGCUCAGCCUUGCUGGAAACCUUCGGAACAACCUCCGAGGAAAGCGUGAUGCUGAGAAACCGCGCCAAGAGAGAACUAUCGGACUCGCUCCAGUAGUUGCUUCUCCAGCUGUUGGAUAUCAACCAGCUGUUAUCGGAAGAAAGAAGAGGGAAGCUGAGCAACUGGCGAAGGUUGAGCAGAAGACUGAGACAACUCAAGUUCGUCAUGAGAGAACUAUCGGUCUUGCCCCAGUGGUUGCUGCACCAGCGGUUGGCUACCAACCAGCCGUCAUCGGACGUAAGAAGAGAGAAGCCGAGGUUCAGCACGUAGAGAAGACUAUGCACACUGAAGUUCAACGACCUGAACGUCAGGUUGGCGCUAACCUAGGAGUCGGACUCAGCGCUGGACGCAAGAGACGAGAUACCGAGGUUCAACAGAAGUCUGAGAAGACAGCGAUCCGUCAGGAAAGAACCAUCGGACUUGCUCCAGUCGUUGCAACUCCAGCUGUCGGUUACCAACCUGCCGUUAUCGGCCGCAAGAGGCGAGAAGCCGAGGUCCAGACAAAGUUUGAACAGAAGACAGAGCAGACUCACAUUCGCCCCGAACGAACAAUCGGACUUGCUCCAGUUGUGGCUGCUCCAGCUGUCGGUUACCAACCUGCUGUGAUAGGCCGCAAGAAGAGAGAUGCUGAGGUCCAUACACAAGUUGAGCAGAAGACGGAGCAAACUCACGUUCGACCUGAACGAACCAUCGGUCUUGCUCCAGUCGUUGCAACUCCAGCUGUCGGUUACCAACCUGCCGUUAUCGGCCGCAAGAGGCGAGAAGCCGAGGUCCAGACAAAGUUUGAACAGAAGACAGAGCAGACUCACAUUCGCCCCGAACGAACAAUCGGACUUGCUCCAGUUGUUGCAACUCCAGCUGUCGGUUACCAACCUGCUGUGAUAGGCCGCAAGAAGAGAGAUGCUGAGGUCCAUACACAAGUUGAGCAGAAGACGGAGCAAACUCACGUUCGACCCGAACGAACCAUCGGUCUUGCUCCAGUUGUUGCAACUCCAGCUGUCGGUUACCAACCAGCCGUUAUCGGCCGCAAGAGGCGAGAUGCUGAGGUCCAGACAAAGGUUGAGGAGAAGACGGAGCAGACUCACGUUCGCCCCGAACGAACCAUCGGCCUCGCUCCAGUUGUGGCCGCUCCCGCAGUUGGAUACCAACCUGCCGUCAUAGGACGCAAGAAGAGAGAAGCCGAGAUCCAGCACGUCGAGAAGACUAUGCAUACUGAGGUAAAACGACCUGAACGUCAAGUCAAUGCCAACCUGGGAGUCGGACUCAGCGCUGGACGCAAGAGACGUGAUGCCGAAGUCCAGCAGAAGUCUGAGAGGACUGAGAUCCGUCAGGAAAGAACCAUCGGACUCGCUCCAGUUGUGGCUGCUCCAGCUGUCGGUUACCAGCCUGCCGUUAUUGGCCGCAAGAAGAGAGAAGCUGAGGUUCAGACAAAAGUUGAGGAGAAGACGGAGCAGACUCACGUUCGCCCCGAACGGACCAUCGGCCUUGCUCCAGUUGUGGCUGCUCCAGCCGUCGGUUACCAGCCUACCGUUGUUGGCCGCAAGAAGAGAGAAGCCGAAGUUCAGCACGUCGAAAAGACUAUGCACACGGAAGUUCAACGACAGGAACGUCAAGUUGGCGCCAACCUAGGAGUUGGACUCAGCGCUGGACGCAAGCGACGAGAAGCUGAAUCUGUCGUCCACACCGAAGUGAAGAAUGAAAAGACUGUCGUUCAUCCCGAGCCGAUUGUGACCGAAACGAAGACGGUGACCAACCUCGGCAGCCGCGCCCUCCGAUCUGUCCACAACGGAGAACUCGUUCAACUCUCCACCAUCGAGGAACAUCAUCCACAUCAUUAA